Lutzomyia longipalpis is the source of this 1947-nucleotide messenger RNA. RefSeq names its product major facilitator superfamily domain-containing protein 10 (gene rtet). The record is from RefSeq and is a predicted model, not a curated record. NCBI's taxonomy places the organism in Eukaryota, Metazoa, Arthropoda, Insecta, Diptera, Psychodidae. Gene Ontology annotation, molecular function: transmembrane transporter activity. Gene Ontology annotation, cellular component: brush border membrane. The transcript is spliced from 5 exons. Gene Ontology annotation, biological process: transmembrane transport. The coding region runs from base 314 to 1735 and encodes 473 amino acids.
AGCGAGACAGCAUAAGUUCACUGUCUCUCACUCGCACCCUGCUUGAUUGACUUUCUUCAUCUGGCUGAAAAAAGGGGCAAAUCAGUUCGUGAUCUGAAGGCGCUGCGUGCGAGUGAAAGUACUUAAUUUCGUGGUGCGGGUGAAAGUCGUCCACGUCGCGUCCCAAAAGUCCCGUCAGUCACAGAGAAAAUUCCGGGUGGGCAUUUAGAUUGAUCUGGGACGAGGGAAAUCAAUCAGAUCGCACGAAGCACAGAGAUUGGCAGCUCCAGAUAGUCACAAGACGUGCUUGAUAGCAGGUGGUGAGUGAGAGACAAUGACUUACCUACGGGGAUCCCUGGAGAAGGGUAAUUCAGUGCGUGGCGUGAAUCAGAAAGUUCCGGACGCGAAAAUGGAGAGCAAAGUCACGAAGGAAUCACUGCCGGAUGCCGCGGCGACGCCCCGAACGGUCUACGUGGUGUUCUUCUCGCUCCUGCUGGAUCUCCUGGCAUUCACCAUGAUCCUGCCACUCCUGCCAUCGUUGCUGGAGUACUACCGGCAGCACGACACCGAAGGACUCUACCACAGGCUGUCGGAGAGUAUUAAAUUCUUCCAGGUUGCCGUUGGGGCACCUGAGAGGUACAGUUCAGUGCUCUUUGGGGGCUUCCUUGGCUCAAUGUUCAGCUUCCUGCAAUUUGUGGCGAGUCCCAUCGUGGGGGCAUUGUCGGAUGUCUACGGCAGGAAGAGGAUCAUGAUAAUUUGCAUGAUUGGAAUCGCUCUCUCGUACCUUCUUUGGGCUGUUUCGAGUAAUUUUGCCAUCUUUGUGAUUGCUCGCUUUGUGGGAGGGCUGAGUAAAGGGAACAUCUCCCUGGCCAUGGCAAUCAUUACGGAUGUGUCCAACAGCAAGAGUCGUGGCAAAGGGAUGGCUCUCGUUGGCAUUGCCUUCUCACUGGGCUUCAUCGUUGGUCCCAUGAUUGGGGCUAUUUUCUCCAGAUACAGCGACAAGAGCACUCCAGACUGGUUUUGGGUUCCAGCUGCUUUUGCCAUGUGCCUGGCCCUUGCGGAUAUUCUCUUCCUCGCGAUUUGUCUCCAAGAAACUCUUCCGAAGAAAAAACGAGCAAAGAAGGUUCUAAUUUCCCUCUCAAGAGCCCUGGAGUAUAUUAAUCCUGCGUGUCUCUUCAAAUUCGACGCUGUGAAGAAUCUCUCGACGAAAGAUCUCGAAUCGCUGAAAAGAUUGGGCUUUAUCUACUUUAUCUAUUUAUUCAUCUAUUCCGGGCUGGAGUUCACCGUGACAUUCCUCAUGUACCACAAAUUCAGCUUCACGUCCAUCGAUCAGGCGAAAGUUUUCCUCACAACGGGCGUUGUGAUGGCCCUCCUGCAAGGCUCAGUUGUGCGUCGUCUUCCGGAGAGAUUGACGCAGAAAUCAGCCGUCCUGGGACUCUACCUCAUUGUCCCAUCCUUCAUUAUUGUUGGACUUGCUCAAACGUCUUCCAUGCUCUACUUGGGGAUGAUUGUCUUUGCAAUUUCUACGGCAUUUGUGGUAACGUGCAUGACAACGCUAACGUCCAAAUAUGGGAAUUUCGAUCAAAAGGGCACAGUUUUGGGUAUUUUUAGAUCUCUAGGAGCUCUAGCUAGAGCCCUAGGACCCAUCGUUGCAUCCAUGGCAUUUUGGAGCAUAGGAUCAACCAUCACGUACAUUGUUGGAGGUAUUCUCUUGCUAUAUCCAUCACUCUUACUCCAAUUUACAGUAUUGUUGUAGUAUUAGAAUCACAACACAUCAAAAAAAUUGUGAAAAAAAUACUCCCCCACCCUUGUAAAUGUUGAAAAAACGAUGAAUUUGUGUACACAUUUUGUGAAAUUAGUUUUUUAUUCAAAAAAUGCCUCUUUGAUAUAGACUCUUUAUAGCAAUAUUAACAUUAACAAGGUAUUUUUUUACAUACAAUUUUUUUAUCUAAUAAAUUAUAUACAAAA